GGUCAGAUAUUAAAUCCGACACCUAGCACGAAACUAACCUAGCUGAACCAUUUAACUCAUUCGACUGACUCGAUCGACUAGAACUCUUCAGGCCUCUAUCGUUCUUAACUCUUUGUUUUGAACAUUUUCUCUGUUGUGGCUAAACGAAUGCGUUGGGGGCCACCCGAGCGAGACUUGGGAGCCCGACGCCUCCCUCUGCCUGGCCAAACCCCGCGCCUCCGCGCGCCAAACCACUCUCCUCCCCGUCUCAGCCUCCCCUUGCGCCACCCGUCCGCCUACCGACACCUUCUCCAACUCGCCGCCGGAACCCAGUCUUUGAUCCUCUGCAGGCUCCUCCACUCUCACAUGGUCCGCGCCGGCUACAAGCCCGGCCUUUUCACGCACAACAUCCUCCUCAAUGCCUAUUGCCGUUGCUGCGACAUGGCAACCGCUCACCAGUUGUUCGACAGAAUGCCCCUUAGGGACGCCGUAUCCUGGAACAUACUGUCUGCUGGAUUUUCUCGAGCCGGGUACAGCGGCGCAGCUUUGGGUGUGUUUAGAGAAGCAAGAAGCGCGGUCGCUUUGCUUGAUCGGUUCAGUUAUGUAGGUGCUCUUAGUGCCUGUGCUGACCUUGGAUAUGUCAAGGUAGGGAGGGCUGUCCACGGCAUGGUUGUUGUUAAUGGAUUGGCUCGUCGUGCUUUUAUAACCAAUUCUCUUAUAGAUUUCUACUCCAAUUUCGGCGUGAUCAACAAAGUGAGGCUGGUCUUUGAUGGAGCGGAGGAACUGGACGAGGUUUCAUGGAAUUCCUUGCUCACGGCAUACGUCCGCAUUGGCUGGCCCGAGGUUGCUGCCAACAUUCUUGUUUGGAUGCACCGUUCUGGAGUAAAGCUCAAUAGCUUUGCUCUCAGUGCUAUUCUCAAAGCUUGUACCGAUAUGAAGGAUUCACAGGAUUCAGAAGAUGUUCGAAGGAUGCUGCAUGGGUGUGUAACUAAGGUUGGAUUGGACUUGGAUCUCUUUGUUGGCAGUGCAAUGCUUGAUGUGUAUGCGAAAAAUGGUGGAUUGGAAGAAGCAAUCAAGGUCUUUGAAUGCAUACCGAAUCCUAGUGUUGUAGUGUUCAAUGCCAUGAUUGCUGGAUUCUCCCGCUUGGGAACUGAAUCCUGUGGCAAAUACAGAGUUGAAGCUCUAAGGCUUUUCCGUAAAAUGCUAAGGAGACAUAUAAAGCCCUCAAAGUUCACAUUCAAGAGUGUACUCGAAGCUUGUAUCUCACUUGGUGCAUUGAAAUGUGGGAGGCAAAUCCAUGCCCAUGUCAUUAUGAAUAAUCUCCAAAAUGAUGAUUUUAUCGGGAGUGCACUGGUAACUCUGUACUCGACCUCACAUUUGAUGAUAGAAAGCUUCAGAUGCUUUGAAAUGACUUCUAAGCAAGAAAUUUUCACUUGGGACUGCAUGAUCUCAGCUUAUACUUAUAAUGACCAUUUUGAAAAAGCCCUGAGCUUAUUUAAAGAAUUGUUGUACCUCAGUAAAGAACCGCACCAGUUCACUCUUUCAUGUGUGAUAAAUGCUUGUUCAAAUUCAGGCAUGCUACGGGUUGGUGAGCAAAUUCAUGGCUGUUCUAUGAAAUUGGGAUAUGAUAAGUUCACUGUUUGUGGUAAUUCAAUUGUUGAGAUGUAUACCAAAUUAGGAGAGCUAGAUGCUUCAAUUAAGACAUUUCAAGAUCUUGGAAGUCUUGAUAGUUUUUCUUGGUCUGCAAUGAUUUCAAGCUAUGGAAUACACGGAAAUGCAGGAGAUGCUUUGAUGCUAUUUGAGAAGAUGAAGGAAUGCAGGGUGAUGCCCAAUGCUUCCUCUUUUCUUGCUGUUCUUACUGCUUGCUGCCAUGGUGGCUUGCUGGAUGAAGGUUUUAGGUACUAUGAAAGCAUGAGCAUGGAAUAUGGAUUAUCUCCAAACUCAAGACAUUGCGCUUGCCUAGUUGACCUUCUGGGUCGGGCUGGUAGAAUAGUUGAUGCAGAGGACUUCAUUUCAAAAUCUGGAUACGCCACUGACCCAUUACUUUGGCGUGUAAUUAUGCGGGCAUGCUUGUUCUAUGGUGAAACUGAACAGGGUAUACGUGUAGGUGAAAGAUUGAUGAUGAUGGAACCUUUUUCUUCUUCAUCAUAUAUAUUGCUGUAUAAUAUGUAUCUGGAUGCGGGAAAAGUUUCACUGGCAAUGAGAACUAGAGGUUUAAUGAGAGAAAGAGGGGUGAACAAAGAAACUGGUAUGAGUUGGAUUGAAAUUGGAGCAUCCGUUUAUUCUUUCAUGUCUAACAAUAGUCAGCAGCCACACAUGGACAUCAUUUAUGGAAAGCUAGAAGAGAUAAUGAUUCAUAUAAGACAAAAGAUGGGAGAUGCUGGCCUCAAGAUUUUAAAGUUAGAGUACCAAAGUGAGAUGUGGAAGAAGAGUCUAGUUAACAGUCAUGGUGAGUUGCUGGCCUUGGCAUUUGGUUUGUGCAAACUGCCAAAAUCAGUUCCAAUACGAGUCAUGAAGAACCAAAGAGUCUGUGGGGAUUGUCAUACUACAAUGAAGUUAUUUUCCGAGCUUGAAAGGCGGGAUAUUGUCGUUAGAGAUCCAGUUCGAUUUCAUCAUUUUAGUUGGGGUUCCUGUACUUGUGGGGACUAUUGGUAAAGGAAACAUAUCUACCACCUUGUGUGCAAUUUCAUAUGCAUUUGGUAUCCACUGGCGUUGCUUUGGUCAUUUGGAGAUAGAAUAUGACAGUUUUUCAUCGUUCAAAGUUGAGAAAUGAAGAAGCCUGUUGAAGCUGAUGGCAGCAGCAUGUUUAGGCAGCCAGAAGCAGGAGCUCUAGAAGCAGAUUCUCAUUCUUUCUUGAAUAAUCUCACAUUAUACAUGGACCACAACAUGUAAAGAGCAAGCUGAUAUUUGGGCAGAUUCCUUUGUCCAACGAAGGUGUUUUUCGUUGGCUGACAAGGGCUUAACUGUUUUGGUCUUUCAAUAAUUACCAUCAAUCGAUUGAAUGGAUUUAAUCACUCAAACAAGUUGACACCAGCGCUCCUGCAAUUGCCAUGACACUGGAAGGACUAUAGGGUGCAUUAUUCAUCAACCAAGUAUAAACAUCUGAGUCAUUCAAUGAGGAUGAAGAAAAUGAUGUUUCCUUCAUGUUAAAACUAACAAGUCACAAAAUACAAGAUGAAAUUAUUAUUUAUUUUUCUUGAUUCCUUGUAUUCUGUUCAUAUUCAUGAAGCAUUGUGGAGAACUUAUUUAUAGGCUUCAAAUCUCGAGAGCUAAUUAAUUUUUUCGAGGCAAUUCAUGGAUUUCCUCAGAUCAAGGAUGGUUACAAUCCUGCUACACGGAUUGCUUGAAGUGACUAGUCCUUUGAUGGAAGAUCGCCUUGGCAUUCAUUUUGCUGAUUAUUAUCAUAAAUCUAAAUUAUUUCGGUACCAGUUGAUGACCUGAUAAACUGGGGAUAAGAAAUCCACAUAUUAUUUGAUUAUUGUAAUGGUUACUGGCACUUAAUUUGCAAGGAAAUAAGUAGACUGCCUUUGCAAACUUUAGUAGGUAACAUUGAGACACUGCUUUGUCUUCUUUAAUUGUUGCUUGGGAUCUUCACACCAGCAAAGGAGGGAUUCCUUCAUUUAUUCUGAUAUUGUCACUGAAGCUCCUAACAGUUGGUCUCCUUUCAUUAUUCUUUCGGUGGUAUUUUUUUCAGACGCAAUGAUGAAUUGGUAGAGAACUUGAGAAGACCGAGCAGUGAGUCUAAAGCGCCUAGCUUUGCCACCAAGUAUUCUCAGCCAUUUGUCAACAUACAAUCUUCCUUUUUUUUUUACUAUACUGUGAUCAUUUCCUUGAUGUUUGGAACUAUCAGUUGUGGAUUUCAAAGUCCACAAGAUAUUUCAUUGUUAUAGAUUCUAACUUGGAGAUUCUUAUACUUAACAUGUAAAU
Zingiber officinale is the source of this 3906-nucleotide messenger RNA. Its product is annotated as pentatricopeptide repeat-containing protein At3g13880-like. Gene Ontology annotation, molecular function: RNA binding; zinc ion binding; protein binding. The coding region runs from base 148 to 2634 and encodes 828 amino acids. Lineage: Eukaryota; Viridiplantae; Streptophyta; Magnoliopsida; Zingiberales; Zingiberaceae. The record is from RefSeq and is a predicted model, not a curated record. The transcript is spliced from 4 exons. Gene Ontology annotation, biological process: RNA modification.